AUGGUAGGUUCAAGUUCGAUCACCCAAUGUUUAUCAACGAAUCAGUGCAAAUCUGGUGCUCAUAAAUGUCACUGGCUAGCUGCAUGCAUGGAUCUGCCAGACAGUGACCAUAAGCCAAGGUAUUCGUGCAAAUGUAAACCUGGCUAUGUUGGUAACGGUCAUUACUGUACAGAUGCCUGUGAGGGCCUCUGCCAUAAUGGAGCGACGUGCUUGAAAACGGGUCGAGGAGAGACCAGGUGCAUUUGCGAUCGUCAUCAUACUGGUAGAAGAUGCGAAACUCGGCUGUAA
Molecule: messenger RNA, 288 nt
Organism: Cylicocyclus nassatus
Lineage: Eukaryota; Metazoa; Nematoda; Chromadorea; Rhabditida; Strongylidae
Source: the annotation of a GenBank genome assembly